AAGACCAAAGUGACACUCUGAGAUUGUGCAGUUGUACUCUAGAGUUUUACUCUAGAUUUGGCUCAUGUUAAAGGAUAUUAAAGACUACCAUGAUGGUGAAAAGUGCUGUCAUCACUGUGCUUUUACUAAUGUUGGCAGACUGCUUUGCUCAGUCAGACUGGACCUUCUUAAUCUACAAUGCUCACAAGAACCGAUGCCUUGGAAGCAAUCUUCAAAGGCUGGAUGUGUGUGACCCUCAUAGUCCGAGACAACAGUUCCGCUGGACUUCAGAGAACAGCAUUUUCAACAUAGCUGAGAAGAAAUGCCUCGGCACCGGGAGCAUUAGUGAGGGGAAUAAACUACAGUGGUACACCUGCGAUGCCACCAGUGCCCUUCAGAAGUGGGAGUGCCAGACCAACUUGAAGUUUAGUGUAAAGAACGAGUCUCUGUACUUGUCUCUUCAGGGAGAUUCUUAUCUACUAACACUGUCCAGAGACCCUGGAGAGAAGGGCAAGUGGACACUUCAUGGAACGAUGGACAGCGUUUGCUCUCGCCCGUAUGAAGAAAUGUACACAAUUAAAGGAAAUGCCUUGGGACGUCCGUGUCAGUUCCCAUUCCGUUACAAAAACAACUGGUAUGCAGACUGCACAAAAGAAGACUCAGCAAAGAAGCGUCUAUGGUGUGCAAUUGAAAGUGUUUAUGAAGUUAAUGAGCUCUGGGGUUAUUGCCCAACACGUGAAAAAGUCGACGAUUUCUGGAAGAAGAACCCUCUGACAAACGUUUAUUACCAGGUGAAUGGCCAGUCUGCACUGACCUGGUAUCAGGCCAGGAAGAGCUGUCAGCAACAGGGAGGAGACCUGCUGAGCAUCACUGAGCCCCACGAGCAGACCUUCAUAUCAGGGUUGAUCCAGCAGGCAGGUUCAGUCUUCUGGACUGGACUAAACAGUUUAGAUGCUUCAAGAGGAUGGCACUGGGUCAAUGCACAACCUUUACGCUAUCUGAAAUGGAUAAGUGGACAACCAUCUUCUCUACCAGGCCACAGCUGUGGAGUGCUAGAUCAGUCUCAUGACUCUGGAUGGUCCACUGCUGUUUGCUCUGAGAAGCAUGGAUAUAUCUGCCAAAGAGGCCUCAUUAUUCCCACUGUUCCACCAAUUGUGCACACAGGUUCUUGCUACAGUCCGUGGAUACCUUACUCAGGACACUGCUACUUACUCAGUCGCACAAAGAGAACAUGGCUGGAGGCGAAAGAUUCCUGUCGGCGUGAAGGUGGAGAUCUGCUGAGUAUUCUCAAUGUAGAAGAACAAAGCUUCACCAUCACACAACUGGGAUACGCAAAAACAGACGAGCUGUGGAUCGGCCUUAAUGACCUCAAGACUUCGAUGCUGUUUGAGUGGAGUGAUCACUCUAACGUCCAGUUUGCCUUGUGGGACGUGAAUGAGCCGAGUCACAAUGCUGCCCUUAAAGAAAACUGUGUGCUAAUGAAAGAAGAGGAAGGAAAGUGGGCCGACCAGAUCUGUCAGAAGAAGUACGGAUACAUCUGCAAGAAAAAACCCCACCUACAGCCAUCCACUAAUGACACUGCUGUUACAAAUCCAGGCUGCAAAGCUGGUUGGGUCAGGUACGGCUACUACUGUUUUCUAGCAGGAUCAGAGACUAAGACCUUUGAGGAGGCCAGAAAGAUGUGUGAAAAGGCUGGAUCAUAUUUAGUCGACAUUACAAACAGGAUUGAAAAUGCAUUCCUGGUGAGUCUAAUUGGAGCACGACCAGAGAAGCACUUCUGGAUCGGAUUGUCCAACAUGAAGGAUAAACACACUUUUGAGUGGACUAACACAACGAAGGUUCAAUUCACGCAUUUCAAUGCUGGAAUGCCAGGGGGGAGGCAAGGCUGUGUUGCCAUGACCACUGGAGUACUUGCUGGAUUAUGGGAUGUGCUGAGCUGCACUAAUACAGAGAAAUACAUCUGCAAGCAGAAAGCUGAGGGACUGAUUACAACUAUGGCCCCCCCGACCACUCCUGCUCCCAGCUGCAACGAGAGCUGGUCUCCAAUACCAAACAGAGAUUUCUGCUACAAGCUGUUUUCAGUGGAGCAAAGCCAGAGGAAGACGUGGUAUGAAGCUCUUGACUACUGCCGGGAUCUUGGUGGUGACCUGCUCAGUAUCCACGGAACUUUUUCCAUAGAAGCCGAAGGACUUAGUUCAUCAACAGCAUGGAUUGGCUACAGUAUCCAGGACCCCUCUGUUGGUUUCACGUGGAGUGACGGUUCCUCUUCCUCCUAUGAAAACUGGCAGGAAGGGGAACCAAAUAAUUUAAACAAUGCAGAACAGUGUGUUACAGUGCUUUUUCACUGGUGGAGGAGCACAGAAUUAGAGUGGAAUGACCUGCAUUGUCAAGACAAAUGCAACUGGUUAUGUGAGAUUCGAAAAGGAGUUACACCAAAGACAGUGGAGAUUACAGAGAAAACAUAUAAUACAACAGAGGACGGCUGGAUCAUCUUUAAGGACAAUCAGUAUUAUUUCAGUGAUGAGGCCUCCUCAAUGGAAAGUGCACGGCGCUUCUGUAAGCACAGACAUGGUGACCUUGUGUCUAUUAACGACGAGGAAGAGAGGGUGUUUGUAUGGCAUCAGACAAAAACAUUACAUUAUGCUGAUCCUUAUAUUGGUAUGAGGAUCGAUAUGGACAAAUCGUUGACGUGGAUGGAUGGUUCUCCGGUAGUUUUCCAGGCGUGGGCGAGGCAACAGCCAGCUUUUUUAAAUGAAGAUGAGCACUGUGUAAAAAUGACUUGGUCUCAAGGGCUUUGGGAAAGUAUAAACUGUGGAGAUUUAGAGAAGUUUAUCUGCAAACGAAGUGGAUCUGUCCCAGUCAAUUCCACUGUUGCCCCCACUGAGCCCCCCACUGGAGGCUGUGCUGCAGAGUGGAUGAAAUUUCAGGAUAAGUGUUAUAAACUGAACCUGGAGAAGAAAACCUGGUUGGAUGCCAGAUCAUCCUGUAAGCAGCUUGGAGGAAAUCUAGCGUCUGUGACUAAUUCACUUCUGCAAGCCACCUUGACCUUAAAGAUGGCAGAGGACAACUCUCCAGAUUUGUGGCUCGGCCUCAGCAAUUUAGCAGGAUACUUUAAAUGGACAGAUGGAAGUUCUUUCACUUUCAUUGCCUGGAGACAGGAAUAUUAUUAUUAUUCAUCGGAACCCCGUUGUGCCACAAUUGGAGGCAAACAGUCGUCUAAACCAGGCAAAUGGUUGCAAAAUGACUGCAAUGAUACGAAUGGCUAUAUUUGCAGUCGUGCUCUGGAUCACUUAAUCAAACCAACUCCCACAGAGCUGCCCAAAACUUUCAUCAAGCUUGGAAAUUCUUCUUACAUGCUCGUCCAAACCAACAUGACCUGGAAAGAAGCUCAGAGUCACUGUCAGUCUGUGGGGGCAAACCUGGUCAGCAUUCAGGACGUCUUCACCCAGUCCUACAUUCACCUGCAGGCUCAUAAAGUUGGACGACCCUUGUGGAUUGGCCUUAAUAGUAUGGAGACAGAUGGGUACUUCCUGUGGAUUGAUAACUGGCAGUUAAAUAUACAGAACUGGGACUAUGGUGAACCAAAAAAGGACCAUCCCUGUGUUUAUGUGGAUACAGAUGGAAAUUGGAAAUCUGCAAAGUGCAAUCAAACCUAUUACAGUGUAUGCAAGAAGUCAUCAGAAAUUGCUCCAACACCACCAGCCCAAUUCCCAGGCAUGUGCCCGGAGGAAACAGAAGAUGAACCCACGAUGACAUGGCUGCCUUUUAGAGGGCACUGUUAUGCAUUUGUGACCAAUUUUCAUUCAUGGGUUGCAGCAUCUAAUGUUUGUAAUAGAAAAGGAGGCAGUCUUGCCAGCAUUCAAGACACAAAAGAGGCCAAGUUUAUAGAGAAUUAUAUCAGCUUGCUUGGGAAUAAUCAGGAGAAAUUUUGGAUAGGACUUUUCAAGACUUUUGCAGGACACUGGCUGUGGGUGGACAAAAGUGUAGUGGAUUACACCAACUGGGAACAAUCAAAUAAUGAUGAAGAAGAAGAAGAAGAAGAAGAUGAUGGAUAUGGAGGAAAUAACUGUGCAUUUAUCUCUGCUGAAUCUAAACAAUGGAAGCAAAACCACUGUGUUUACAGCUACGCUAUGUCCAUCUGCAAAAUAGCCAAAGUUAUGCACUCAACAACAGCACCAAACCAAACAGGUCCUGACACACAUCGGACACAUUCUGCUGUUGUGUCGGUGGUCGUGGUGAUACUGGUGGUGUCUGUGCUGGCCGGACUAGCUUACGUCUACUACAGAACCUCCAAGCGCCGCUUCGUUCUUCCUGCAGUAGUGAAUCCGCUGUACUACACCACUGAAGUCUCCCAGCCAGAGGACAAAGACACCAAGACAUUAGUGGACCACAUGCAAUAGACUUCAAUUGUUUACUUUGUGAUUACUGUUAAUUAAUUGUGCUUUUAUCGUAUCCCUCAUUUACGCUGUCAUUUUAGUAAUUGCGUUUAAAAUGAUGUAUCAGAAAGUUGUUUAAAUGAGUCCAAACUGUAAGACCAAUCCACUUUCCAGUCAUUACCUAUUACAUAAACUUCACCACCCUUUUUUAAGUACAGUUUGCUUCACUUCUU
Astyanax mexicanus (Mexican tetra) is the source of this 4588-nucleotide messenger RNA. Its product is annotated as macrophage mannose receptor 1-like. The transcript is spliced from 30 exons. Gene Ontology annotation, biological process: receptor-mediated endocytosis. NCBI's taxonomy places the organism in Eukaryota, Metazoa, Chordata, Actinopteri, Characiformes, Acestrorhamphidae. Gene Ontology annotation, molecular function: signaling receptor activity. Gene Ontology annotation, cellular component: plasma membrane. The record is from RefSeq and is a predicted model, not a curated record. The coding region runs from base 90 to 4379 and encodes 1429 amino acids.